Molecule: messenger RNA, 1668 nt
Organism: Episyrphus balteatus (marmalade hoverfly)
Lineage: Eukaryota; Metazoa; Arthropoda; Insecta; Diptera; Syrphidae
Product: D-beta-hydroxybutyrate dehydrogenase, mitochondrial
Exons: 8
Coding region: 283-1425 (380 amino acids)
Source: RefSeq, a predicted model, not a curated record
GUGGACGUAGCUUUUUUUCGCCCAAUGCCAGACUGAAGCAUCGAGCGCCACCGGACAGUUGUUGGAAUGACACUAGAAUAUUUGUGUGUUCUUGAGAUUUCCAGUUGAAGUGUGACCGUUUCGCCGUGUGAGAAUUUUUAAAAACGAACUGUAUCAGAACUUUUUUCUAAACCAAGUGUACUUUUUAAAGUGUUCCCUUGAAAUAAAUAACAAAAAAGAACUUUCAAGACUCUUAUUGUAUAUUGUGAUUUAAGUGAAUUAAAUAUAAAAAUAAACUUCAUCAUGCAGGACGUAACUCGUCGUGCUUCGCGCGUUGGCUCACUUCGACGUGGAUCCAUCUCACAACUACCACAAAAAACACACGAAAUCCCAUGGGAUAUUCUUGAACGAUUGCUGAUGCCAUUCCUUUUUUGUCAUGCAGCUGCCAUUAUUAUUUCGACAUUCUUACACGCAUUUGACAUAUCUCAUGUGUCAACAUUUGCUAUUUUCGUUUGGUUUGCCCUGUCAACAGUUGGUGCUGUUCUGUUCUAUCAUUUUGUCAAGGUUUCUGCGUCAGGUAAAGGUGUCCUUAUAACCGGAUGUGAAUCGCCCAUUGCUUGGUACUUGGCUAAAAAGCUCGAUGACUUGGGCUUUACCAUUUAUGCUGGAUUCAGUGUUCCUAUUGAAGACUGCGAAGAGGCGAAAAUAUUGAAAGAAGAAACUUCUGGUCGUAUGAAGGUUCUUCAUGUUGAUGUUUGCUCCGAAAAAACUCUUUUGGAAACUUGCCUAUUCAUUUCGGAAAACCUUCCUAAUGGAGCUACUGGAUUAUGGUCAGUUAUUCAUUGUGCUCAUUGGAUUGCUUUUGGUGAGCUUGAGUGGAUUCCGUUUGCAGUGCUUCGUAAAUCUUUGGAUCUUAACCUUCUCGGAGCUGCACGCCUCACACAAAUCAUGUUGCCCCUCAUCCGACGCUCUAAUGGACGUAUUGUAUUUUUAACCUCCGGCUUAAAUAAAGUUCCGUCGCCUGUACGUGGCAUUCAAUGUGCCACCCAGGCAGCUGUGGAAACUCUUGCCGCUUGCAUGCGUCAAGAAAUGCGUCCUCGUGGUGUCGAUGUAACUGUUGUUGCAGCUGGGGAGUUUUCCCCCGGCAAUGCUUGGCUUGAUGAUGCCAAACUCAGGGAACAGGCCAAGGAAAUGUGGGAGCAAUUAUCUGACGAACAGAAGAAAAUCUAUGGUGAGGAUUACUAUGAAGCUGCUAUGACGUCAAUGGAAACUUUCAACAAAGAGUCUGCCGAUAUCCAGCCCACGCUCCGUGUUCUAAUUGAUGCUGUAACACGCACUUUUCCAAUGGCCCGUUAUACUCCUGUAACUGGAACUGAGAAGCUUCAAAUCUUCAUGGCCGAACAUUUUCCAGCAGGAUUAUACGAGGCAUUGUAUGCUAGGAAGUAGAUUGAGGAACUUCUAAUGCCGAUUGACUUAUAUUCGGAUAGAUGAUGAACGAUUAAUAUAAUUUAUGGUUGCUUUUUGCACUUAGAGAACGCAUUUGUUAAUAAUUUAGUGUUGCAUAUUAAAAUACAUUAUUUUUCAUUUCAUGAACUUCAUGUUCAUAUAUAUAUUUCAAUUAGGUAUGCAAUUUUAUAAUAAUUUUAACUUUAUAUGAAAAUAUUUUUGUGUAUCACUGUUCUUUAAAAU